AUGGCAACCACCCCAGGCCCACCUGUUCAUCUCGGCUCCAGCUUCUGUGAGCAGCUUUUCUCCAACCAUUACUCGACCGUCACGAGCCAACACAUCGCCUACGAGCAGUUCUGGUCAUACCAGGUUCGCAAGACACGUGAAAAUCUCCGAACUGGAUUCAUCAACGAUGCCGCCUCUACGAGCGGGUACGCUGUGCCUGAGUUUGGCUAUACCAAGCAUUCUAGUGCCCUGCCACUCCGAGAGAUUCAGAACACUGUACACGAUGAGGAUAUCAGACCAUCAUCGAGAAGCAACCGCUUCAGUUGGGAGCCUAACAGCGCCCAUCUUACAACAGUCAUCGAACGAUCUCCGAUCAAGCGGACAUCAUCUCAGUCCGACAAGAAUGAGCCAAAAUCUGCCCCCUCACUGUCUCGUAAAUUAUCUGUGCGUAAAAGGGUAGUCUCAAAAGUCAAGGAGGGUCUUCUCAGUCGAUCCAGCAGUUCUUCCAAAGUGCCACUGAGGAAUGACAACGACGUUGCCGUCAGUCGGACUGCUUCAGAGCAUGAGAGAUCUGCACAGACUACGACCGACGAGAAUUCUCAAGAUAUGAAAGAUGAUCAUACAGUUGCAUCACACAUUGUCGCUUUUGACUCAGUCCAGAGUCUUGUCUCAGUGGACUCACCUGUAGGAGACUUUGGCCCGACACUCGUUACCUUCCCUCCGCCUGAUCUCAAAACUAAGAGCAUUCUCCUUGGAAGUGACGGCAGUUAUUCAAGUCCAUCACAAGAGGCAGACCCAAGUCUUUCGCCAUCUCCAGAAAAGACUCCACGCCCAGGAAGAGCCACACAGUUAUCUGCACUUCACUUCGACAGCAAUCACAAAAUACUAUCAAUGCUCCACAUCAAUCUUCGUGUCACGCCUGCAUGGGCGACCCUAGACCUAGCCGACGAGGCGACGGUCUGGGCGAUGAUCAAGGCUGAAGCAAGCGUUUCGAGCGAUCCACCAUCUACCAGUGGUACAAACGAUAUGAGAUCCUCGGCAUCUCCUGAUUAUGCCGGCAGAACUCAAAAGCCUCUGAAUGUUGUUGUUAUCAUUGACAACUCAUGUGCAUCGCUCCUUCGAGAGUUGGUGUCGUGGCCAGUUCACCAAGUUCAAGUCGGCUAUGCCUACGAACCACCAUCUCCUCGCGACCAAGUUCGGACAGGCGGAUGGCGUUUUGAGUGGGGAGAGGCUCAACAGACUGUCCUAGAAGCUCUUGUCCAGUCGGCGCGUGAAGAGUCUCACGCCCAAGAACUUUCACACGUCAGAGUGUCUAUCAACUCAACCGAGCCAUGUCGCGUGGAAAAACUCCUCACACCUCCCCGGAAGACAACACUACAUCCGGGUCAAUGUACCACUCUGUUUGCGAAGGUGCACGUACCUUCGCUCGAGGCUCAGCGAAGUGCAGAUCCAGCCUCGCUUGAAGGCCUCUUGAGCGAGCUUCACGAGACACUCGGAAUAGUUGGGAGUGAGUUGUUCAAGGCGGAUGUGCGUUACAGACAUUCUCUCCUUCCUCGGGAUACAGAAUUGCGGACUGAACAGGCGUUUGAGUUGAUCCGCACGAACAGGAACAGCCAAUGGGGCAUGGACCAUCAAGAGGAAGACAAGGGUAGCGUGGAGAUUGAGAUCGAGAAGGCCAAGUUUGCUGCAAGGAACUAUCCUCCGGACGUCGCGAUCAGGAUCUUGCAAAGGAAGUUUGGCAAAUUCUGGUCCGGCAACGACGGGCCACCAGUUUUGCGUCGCUUGCGCGAAGAACUCGAGUUCCAACAAGGAGUGUUGACCGAAACAUCUAAGAGUGUAGUACAGUCGUCCGCAACAGCCACACAGCAUCGAGGUCCGAAAAGCACACGCCGGACCACGUUGCAUCUUGUCGAUGCCGAAGCUCUGCAGGUUUACAAUACCGCCCCCUCUACGCCAACACCCGAUGAAGGCAAUACGAACACGGGCAUGCCUGCCGAUGAACACCAUGCUGAACACGGACAGAGGCCGGACAGUCUCGUGAUACAAGAUGAAGCUCGGCGGAUCUGGCGGCACAUGCGACGCAACAGCCGGACCACUUCAGGGGUCGCAAGCGCAUCCGGUGCAAGUAGCCGUGCCGAACCAGGUGCAUUACAGCAAGAGCAAAACCUUCAGCAGCGCGGAUCACAGGAGAGCAUCGUGGACCGGAUGGCUGCGGCGGACGCUCGCGUCCAUGAAAUUCGCCUCAAAGCGAUUCAGAACAAGCGCAGCGUCGGUGCUGAGACGUUGCGAGACUUCAGCAUGAUGCAGCAGCGUGACGAUGGAGGACUGGAUGAGUUGCAAUACGAGGCUUGUAUGCCUUGGCUGUAG
Messenger RNA from Aureobasidium uvarum, 2346 nucleotides. The record is from the annotation of a GenBank genome assembly. Lineage: Eukaryota; Fungi; Ascomycota; Dothideomycetes; Dothideales; Saccotheciaceae.